Messenger RNA from Ruditapes philippinarum (Manila clam), 2744 nucleotides. RefSeq lists its product as uncharacterized. The record is from RefSeq and is a predicted model, not a curated record. The coding region runs from base 226 to 1698 and encodes 490 amino acids. Lineage: Eukaryota; Metazoa; Mollusca; Bivalvia; Venerida; Veneridae. Gene Ontology annotation, molecular function: DNA binding. Gene Ontology annotation, biological process: DNA integration; DNA recombination. The transcript has 3 exons.
UACAAAUUUUCCCUAUUACUAAAUUGUUACGGUCAACAUCAGUUUUUAGCUUUCUACAUAAAUUAACUUUUUAGCCAAUGAGGUCGUGACUUAAGAUCACGUGAUGCUUUCGAACCAAUCAGGGCUCGUAAGCUUUCAUAGCGAAUAUUUUAUGGCGAAGGAGAAGUUCUCGCCAAUUUUUUCAACGAAAUUCUCAAGAUUUUACAUUAGUAUCUUUGUUUCAAGAUGAAACCUCCUAAUAGGAGAAAGGGAGUGAAUGCCCCAUGUUCAUGUACUUGUGGCGCAGCAAACACAACCAAGGAUUCUUCGCGGAAGAAAACUAAACGCCCGAAAGUUGGGGUUUCCACAACUCCUGUACAACAGAGCUCUUUGGGGAUACCAUCUCCUACACCAGAUCAAGUAACACAACAGAUGGGAAAUAACACCACAGAUGCUAGUACUGAGAGCCAUCAUGGCGUGUCGCAUACACUUCCUGCUAUGAAUUCUCAAUCAAUGGCUAGUACGUGUCAAUAUGACUUUCCAAAUCCGUCUACGUCAGAUGCGCCUAAUUAUUCUCCCGGCAAUCCAAUUCCGCAUUUAUCGUCAGCAAUGUCAGACAUGCAAUCCAGUGAUUCGGAUUCGGAUGAAGAUGACGUCCCGUUUGUUCCGUCUUUUCAAGAUGCUAUUUCACAUCAUUCACAUGCAAUUUUAUCAGAUCAAGAAAUUUCAAGCUCUGGCACCUCACAUGGACAAAACUUCUACAUUAAUUCCCCAAGACCUUCUCAUGCUCCGUUCAACAAGGCAGUAUGGCGUCUACUAGACUCAUCUUUAGCGCCAUCUACUAAAUGUGGGUACAAAAAUGCAUUGAAACAUUUCAGGAAUUUCCAUGAUACAUACUAUCCGAGUAUCCCCCUUUUACCGGUUUCUACAGAACAACUUGCACAAUUUAUAGUGGUUUGUGUGAACCGCAACCUAAAAGCUUCAACAAUCAUCUCAUAUACUUCAGCUAUAAGCUAUAUACACACAUUACAUAAUAUGGUUUCCCCAUCCGAAAGCUUUGUUAUCAAGAAGCUGAUACACAGUAUCAGACGUACAACACAUUCAGAUAAACGUCGACCAUUCACUGUCGAUGCUGUACAGAAAAUUGUCACGUCACUUGUUUCUACGGUUUCUGACAAUUUCACACAUAUUCUUAUGCGAGCAAUGUUUUUAUUAGCAUUUUUUGGUCUCUUUCGGGUUGGGGAACUAGCCUAUUCAGUGACAGGUUUCCAAAAUGUACUACAACGGGAAGAUAUAACUUUCCAAAGUAAACAUGGAAAGGUUUCCUACAUAUCUCUCACUAUAAGGAACUACAAACACUCAAAUGGUCAGGUAUCAGUAAUUCCCAUUGCACGUCAACAAAACAAAAGUAUAUGUCCAGUACGCGCUCUGUUACGGUAUUUACGAUUAUCUUCUCAAGGCCAUGGUCAACUAUUCCGGCACAUUGACGGUGCACCGGUCACUACUACAUUCUUCCGUACAGUAUUACGGUCUUGUGUUCUUCAUAACAAGAUGGACCCAAAACUGUAUACAGCACACUCUUUCCGUAUUGGAGGUGCGACCCAUGCUCAUAUGUCACAAAUGCCAGCUUCACAAAUUAAAAAACUUGGCCGAUGGAAAUCCACAGCAUACAUUAAAUAUAUCCGUCCCUCGGCUCUUCCUAUUCACACACGUAAUUAAUUUGUAUCGGAAUUCCUUUUGUCCGCUUUUACCAAUUCAUAAACAUGUCUAGUAUAGACAUAUUGGAAAUUCCUACAUGUUUCAUGAUCUGUCGGUAUAAGGCAGCAGAUCAAAUGAAUUCAUUGGGUAUAACACGUCUUAGUCUCAGACAAACUGAAUGCCAUUACAGUAAUUUUAUAACAACUGACAGUGUAAGGCUGCAGUUAUAGUAUGGACUAUUUUUCUGACGGUUCUAGGCCGCAGUUUGUUCAUAUGUAUCCUAAUUGCAAUCAUACAAUUUUUGCCAUGUCUUAAUCUAGUCAUAGUUAAUAUUUGUAUUUAUGCUUUAUGCCUGACGGUAUAAGGCCGCAGGUUAUGCAUUUUUGAGGUAUCAAAUUUGUAUUUUACCUCAUCAAUUAGGAUCUCAGUUUGAUAUUUGUUUUAGAAUAUAUGUACAUAUUGUAACAACAUUCUGAUCUAUUUUUCUGACGGUUCUAGGCCGCAGUUUGUUCAUGUGUAUAUUAAUGACAAUCAUAAAAGUUUUGCCAUUUCUUAACCUAGUCAUAGUAUAAUACUUGUCUUUAUGCUGCAUACCUGACGGUUUAAGGCCGCAGGUUAUGUGUUUUGCGGUAUAAAAAAUGUAUUUUACCGCGCUCACCAAUUAGGAUCUCAAUUGUUAUUUGUUUUAGAAUAUAUGUACAUAUUGUAACAAUAUUGUUAGUGCUAUGCUUCCUACUGUUUAUAUACUUUUAAAGAUGAUUGCAGUCACAGUGUAUACAUCUGUUUUUAUUGAAUGACGGUAUCUAGUGAUUCUAUGAUUUCAAGUCACUGCUUAUACCCUUUAAAUGCAUAUGUUUUAUUAUCUGUGUUAGGAUAAACUACUGACAGUAUAAGGCUGCAGUUAAAACAUAUUGCCAAAAGGUGAUGACAUUACAUUGCAUUUUACCACAGUAUUGUUUGUUAUAUCUAGGAUGUGAUCUUGCCACAUAUUUGUAAACUGACAGUUUCAGGCUGCGAUUUACAUGGUCUCAUAUCAUUUGGAGUUUAUAUUAUUAUAUCACCAUUAU